This is a messenger RNA of Solanum dulcamara, 1002 nucleotides long. RefSeq lists its product as uncharacterized. Bases 66 to 851 code for a protein of 261 amino acids. Lineage: Eukaryota; Viridiplantae; Streptophyta; Magnoliopsida; Solanales; Solanaceae. The transcript has 4 exons. Gene Ontology annotation, cellular component: nucleosome. Gene Ontology annotation, biological process: nucleosome assembly. The record is from RefSeq and is a predicted model, not a curated record. Gene Ontology annotation, molecular function: structural constituent of chromatin; protein heterodimerization activity; DNA binding.
UAGCCUCAUUCAUUUCCAUCACAAACCAAUUCGAUCUCUUCUCAGUUCAAUUUUCUAUCUCAAAAAUGUCUGGCCGUGGUAAGGGAGGAAAGGGUUUGGGAAAGGGAGGAGCAAAACGUCACCGUAAAGUUCUCCGUGAUAACAUUCAGGGAAUCACUAAGCCGGCGAUUCGGAGGUUAGCGAGAAGAGGUGGAGUGAAGAGAAUCAGUGGAUUGAUCUAUGAAGAAACAAGAGGUGUUUUGAAGAUCUUUUUGGAGAAUGUGAUUCGUGAUGCUGUGACUUACACUGAGCAUGCUAGAAGAAAGACUGUUACUGCUAUGGAUGUUGUUUAUGCUUUGAAGAGACAAGGAAGGACUCUUUACGGGUUUGGUGGUGAAGAUUGUGAGAUCAUUAUUGUAUCUCUUGUACUUCAUAUCCAAGAUGUUGAUGGUGUAUCGAAAAAAAUAGCCUUGGUAGUCUCUACUUACUUAAGCUACAUUUUCUCCUCACCUUCACUGCAACUUCAUUUGCCUUCAGCUACUCAAUCAAUUGACCAAAAAAUGUCUGGCCGUGGAAAGGGAGGCAAAGGUUUAGGAAAGGGCGGAGCAAAACGUCACCGUAAAGUUCUCCGGGACAACAUUCAGGGAAUCACAAAACCGGCGAUUCGGAGAUUAGCGAGAAGAGGUGGAGUAAAGAGAAUCAGUGGAUUGAUCUAUGAAGAAACAAGAGGUGUUUUGAAGAUAUUUUUGGAGAAUGUGAUUCGUGAUGCUGUGACGUAUACUGAACAUGCUAGGAGAAAGACUGUUACUGCUAUGGAUGUUGUUUAUGCUUUGAAGAGACAGGGAAGAACUCUCUAUGGUUUUGGUGGUUAAAAAUGGUGAAUCUUUUGAUUUUUAUGCUAUUGAAUGUAAUUGAACUGGAAUUUGUUAAAACUUUUGGAAUCAUUCUCAUUCUUAUCUCUCUUUUUCUUCGAUUUUUGAAUCUAAAUCUAUCGAUUUUGUACUUAAAUAAGAUUAAAUUCUA